Messenger RNA from Leishmania mexicana MHOM/GT/2001/U1103, 855 nucleotides. RefSeq lists its product as hypothetical. The record is from RefSeq and is a predicted model, not a curated record. NCBI's taxonomy places the organism in Eukaryota, Euglenozoa, Kinetoplastea, Trypanosomatida, Trypanosomatidae. The transcript has a single exon. Bases 1 to 855 code for a protein of 284 amino acids.
AUGAAGACACAGCUCAUGCUUGUCAUCGUGGCAGCAGUCGUGGUGCUGUCGUGCCGUCUUUCUAGCCUCGUCGCUGCCUCCAGCGAAGCAAGCAGUACCAUCAGCAUCCCUGCUGCCGCACGCCCCUUCUCCGCCCUCGCGGCCCGGGCACGCCACACCGCUGAAGACGCGCUAGCCCCUAUCGCGGCCAAGGUUCUUCCCUGCGUCCCACCUCCAGUGCUCGAGCUGGCACCGAUUUUCGCUCAUGGCGCAGCGUCGCUCGUUAUGGUCGGCCGUGGUGUGCGCAAGCCGCCACCGGCAGUCAGCGGCGCGAAGGGCGAUGAGGUGCUGCAGCACACUACGGCGAAGUUCGUCUACGCCGCUGGCGCUAUCGCCGCGGAGCUCGCGCUACUCAAGCUUGUCUACCGUGAGCCUCAUCGCAACCAGCGCAAAAACCGUGUCAACCGCUUCUUCGCCACAGCGGCCGGAUUCUUCCUCCUCGUGGUACUCACCGCUCUUCCGAAUGACCUGAUGGACACUAGUCUCGUGUGCGUCUUCUACUUCAAGCUGUCGAGUCAGGUUUACAUCCCGGCGGUAGUGUGCGGGCAACUGCUGAGCGUCUAUCUGGCAGCCCUCGUACCGGCGCUGCCACCUCUCUCGGCCGCUUACACAGCCCUUCUAGCUUACUGGGCUGACAGCUUCACGGAUGGUCUCUCCGCCGCGCAGGUUCGAGAAGCAUGGGCAGAGCUCAUCUUGGCUCUCGUGGUAAUGGGUGCCUUUGCGUUCUCCGUGUCCGCCCGUCGCGGCGCUGGUGCUGCGCUGCCGUCGUCGCCGCUGGAGCCGGAGAGUGAUGGCGACGACUACUACGCUGAAUAG